CGCGAAACCUUAGCUGACCGCGUACCACGUCCAACAGACCAACCUGGCCUUAUGCGCAAUUGAGCUAUGAACAAACACAGGCGGAGAACGAGUGCACGGUGAAAGCUAGCCAAGCUCCACAGACGAGGAACAGAGUCGCCACACGCAACAAGGCUGUAACGGCACGAUGAGUGGGAAGAACUGGUGGAACAGCGCCAUCUCGGGCUUGGAGUCGCGACUCGACACGAUACUGGCCGAGGAUGGCACCCCAAAGCCAGCAGGCGCGGGCCCGGAUGCAGCCGCCAGAACGGAAGGCGCAGACAAGGCGGCGACGGACAAGAAGCUUGCAGUUGAGCCAGCCUCGCGCAACUCGUCACGAAGCCGACCCAACUCCCGCCUCCAGGACCGUCUAGCCAAGGCCGUGAAUAAGGGAUCUGAAGCAAGAACCUCGUCGGAUCUGGGGUCGAGACCAGCAAGUCCUGCUGUAAAUGCCGUCACCGCAUCGCCGAGGGCAAGCAUAGAUUCAAAGGCGCCUGAGCCAGUGACGGAAGUUGUACCGUCCAAGGAAGAAGCUACCACAGUGAAAGAAGAUGAGGCGACCAAGUCAGAUGGCAGUAAGGCCGGGGAGCCUUCACAGACACCACAACCCGCUGUAGAAGCACCUGCGCCCAUAGUCUCUCCCCCAGCGACUUCACCACCACCUACACCUCUGGUAGCCGAACAACCAAAAUCGACGCCUGUUCCCACCAUGUCCAUGCCCUCGAUACCCUCCAUUGUCACCCCACAGACAUCCUCCCCACGCCAGUCUUUCGACAGCGACCCGUCGCGACCCUCUGUCGACGCCAUUACCCCAACACCGCCUCCCGAAGCCAAAGACCCCGAAGAAAUACAAGUCGAGCUAUCUCUACUCCAGAACACAUACCAAGAGACGUUAAAGGACAACCGCGAGGAGCUCAACGCACACCUAGAGCGAAUCGAUGCUCUACAGUCCAAAUUGACAUACAUGUCUGAGCAACUCGCUGCAUCUGCCAAGGCUGCCAAGUCUGACUCUGGAGCAACACCGGUGGACAAGAAGCUGGCAGACAAGGAUGCGCAGAUCGCUGCACUCAUGGAAGAGGGCCAGAAGCUCUCAAAGACGGAGAUGAAGCAUCUCACCACUAUCAAGAAGAUGCGCGCCAAGGCUUUGGAACAGGACAAGGAAAUUGCGACUCUCAAGCAGCGAUUGACCAAGGCGGAGAAAAGCAUCACUGAUCAGUCGGAAAGGGCACGGCGCGCAGAGGCGGCGGAAAAGUCUGCGCAGGAAAAGCUGAAAAUUGUAGGCAGGAUCGAAAAGGAUAUCGAGACUAUUAGAGCAGAGCGCGAGGAAGCUGGACUUACAAUAUCCGAGUUGCGGAAACAACUCAGCGAUGCGCUCUCACGGGCAGAAGAUGCCGAAAAGAGGGUUCAGUCUGGCGCGCUGGAAGCAGAGAAGAGGCUUGCCGAAGACCGUGCGAAGAGAGAACUUCAAGCGGCCAGAGAUGAAGCAAAGAGCCAACAGGAGAAGGCAAAGGUCGCCGAGCUGGAACUGCGUGGCGAGAUUGCUAAUCUAGAAUCUAAGCUAGAAUUGCUCCGCAGCCGCACAGAAGAGGCAUCUUCAUCAGCGACUGGCGAUUCACAGGCCAAGCUUCUGCGACAGAUCGAGACGUUGCAGACUCAGUACUCGUUAGCUUCCGAGAACUGGCAAGGUAUUGAGACCACUUUGACAUCUCGCGUCGCGGCUCUUGAGAAGGACCGAGACGAAACGGCGAAGCGCGAAUCUGACGUCAGGCGGAAAGCAAGAGACGUCAACUCAAAAGCACGUCGACUGGAAGACGAGCUCGAGAGCAUCAACGAGCGAGCCCGAGCAUUCGAGCACGACCUGACCGAGCAGCGUGCUGCAGCCCAAAAGCUGCAAGCUAGGCUCACGCAAGCAGAGUCUGCCGCACAAGAUGCACAGGCAGAACUCGAGCGAGAGAAGAAGGUCUGGGAGGCUGAGCUCCAACAACGAAUAGAAGACGAGAAGAACAAGUGGAAGGUGGAAAUACAGACACCAUCUCUAAUGGGCGAAUCUCAAUACCUGCGGACAGACUCACCCUCUAUAGCCCAACGAAGGCAUUCGCCCGAUCCACUUGGUAUCUACAACCGCCGCCCAAACCCACGUUCCAUCACCAGCGGCAUGGACCUACCCAUGAUGUCCCCCAUGGACCGCAUGUUUGACGAAGCCUCACGCCGCCCCUCGAGCUCCCGCCACAACAAGUCCAACAAAGUCCGCACCCCGGAAAUCGGGACCCCUCAACGACAAGACUCGAUUCCGUCCAGCAUGUCGAACCUCGCCGGAGGAGGAGUCCCAGACACACCCUCGAUCCACACAAUCGACCACGACAACGACCCCUUUGAAAACACAUCCUCGCCGCACCGCACCAUCAACGACAUGAUAUCCGUUUCCACCGCCGGCGCCGGCCCCUCGGUCCAACUCGUAGAGCGCAUGUCCGCCGCAGUCCGCCGUCUGGAAUCAGAAAAAGCAACACACAAAGAGGAGCUCGCGCGCCUCACCGCGCAGCGCGACGAGGCGAGGGAAGAAGUCGUAGCACUCAUGCGCGAAGUCGACGAGGCGCGCAAAAACGGUGACAGGGUCGCUGAUCUCGAGAAGCGCAUGGAUGAGAUGCAGGUUAGAGAGGAGGCGGCCUUGGAUAUGUUGGGCGAGAAGACGGAGAGGGUCGAGGAGCUAGAGGGCGAUGUGAGGGAUUUGAAGAAGAUUUAUAGGGAGUUGGUUGAUACGCUCAAGUAGUGUUGGGGUAUGUAUGGGUGGGUGGUAACAGCAUUAGCAUGGCAUGGCAUGGCGUGGCACUACUGUGGGGUGCUUUGGAA
Alternaria alternata is the source of this 2865-nucleotide messenger RNA. RefSeq lists its product as hypothetical. NCBI's taxonomy places the organism in Eukaryota, Fungi, Ascomycota, Dothideomycetes, Pleosporales, Pleosporaceae. The transcript has 4 exons. Gene Ontology annotation, cellular component: endoplasmic reticulum; Golgi apparatus. The record is from RefSeq and is a predicted model, not a curated record. Bases 167 to 2785 code for a protein of 872 amino acids.